GUUUGACUAAUAUGGGGAAUCCGGUAAUCACUGGACAGGCUGCCAACAGUGUCAUGGCCUUUUCCGGUUCACGCUUGCUCUGACGAAGACGUGAGUGUAUACUGUAGGGUGAACCAUGGCAGACUUGGAGACAUUUGAAGAUACUGCGUUGACUUACACAGAUCCGUUGCCUGUCGCACUAUCUGCAGACUUGCCUGAAAUCAAACUUUUCGGACGUUGGAACUGCGAUGAUGUUCAAGUAGGAGACUUAUCUGUCCAGGAUUACAUUGCGGUUAAGGAGAAGAAUGCAAAGUACCUGCCUCAUUCUGCUGGACGUUAUGCUGCAAAGCGUUUCCGCAAAGCACAAUGUCCCAUUGUCGAGCGUCUUACUAACUCCUUGAUGAUGCAUGGCAGAAAUAACGGCAAAAAAUUAAUGGCUGUUCGAAUUGUAAAGCACGCCUUUGAGAUCAUUCACUUGCUCACUGGUGAAAAUCCUCUUCAGGUUCUUGUGACAGCCAUCAUUAAUUCUGGUCCCAGAGAAGACUCGACACGUAUCGGUCGUGCCGGUACUGUACGUCGUCAAGCAGUUGACGUCUCUCCUCUGCGUCGUGUUAACCAGGCAAUCUGGUUGCUGUGUACCGGUGCACGUGAAGCCGCUUUCCGUAAUAUUAAAACGAUUGCUGAGUGCCUAGCGGACGAACUCAUUAACGCUGCAAAGGGUUCGUCGAACUCUUAUGCGAUCAAGAAGAAGGACGAACUCGAGCGUGUUGCCAAAUCCAACCGAUAAACAUACUUGAUCGUGAAAAAAAUAAAUAAACAUUCUACUUUAAUA
Molecule: messenger RNA, 811 nt
Organism: Cephus cinctus (wheat stem sawfly)
Lineage: Eukaryota; Metazoa; Arthropoda; Insecta; Hymenoptera; Cephidae
Gene: RpS5a
Product: 40S ribosomal protein S5
Exons: 3
Coding region: 116-766 (216 amino acids)
Biological process (GO): ribosomal small subunit assembly; translation
Cellular component (GO): cytosolic small ribosomal subunit; ribosome
Molecular function (GO): mRNA binding; rRNA binding; structural constituent of ribosome
Source: RefSeq, a predicted model, not a curated record